AUGAACCUGAGUGAAUGUGAAGUGAACAGAAGGAAGGGUCUCGGCAAAGGAGGAGCCAAGCGUCAUCGCAAGGUUCUUCGGGACAACAUCCAGGGCAUCACCAAGCCUGCUAUCCGCCGUCUGGCUCGCCGCGGUGGCGUGAAGCGCAUCUCUGGACUCAUCUACGAGGAGACCCGUGGAGUGCUCAAGGUAUUCCUGGAGAACGUCAUCCGCGACGCUGUGACUUACACCGAGCACGCCAAGCGCAAGACGGUGACUGCGAUGGACGUCGUGUACGCCAUCAAGCGACAGGGCCGCACCCUCUACGGCUUCGGUGGCUAA
Ornithodoros turicata is the source of this 321-nucleotide messenger RNA. Its product is annotated as histone H4-like. Gene Ontology annotation, biological process: nucleosome assembly. The transcript has 2 exons. The coding region runs from base 1 to 321 and encodes 106 amino acids. The record is from RefSeq and is a predicted model, not a curated record. Gene Ontology annotation, cellular component: nucleosome. Gene Ontology annotation, molecular function: DNA binding; protein heterodimerization activity; structural constituent of chromatin. Lineage: Eukaryota; Metazoa; Arthropoda; Arachnida; Ixodida; Argasidae.